AUGGUUGAUCUGGCAGGGCUGGGCAACUUGGUGGCCAACACGGCCUACCAGAAGGAUAAACAGAGUGACUGGAAAGAGCUGAGACUGCAGCGAGUGUCCCUGACACUGCCCGAGCCAAAGAAGUCCUCAGCUCAUCAGGAAGCAGCAGAGAAGACCUAUGAGUCACUUUGCGAGGAACAACCUAUUGGGAGGAAAUUGUUUCAGCAGUUUCUCCUGACCUCUAACCUGCAGUGCGUAGCUGCUGCUGAGUUCCUGGAGGAGCUGAGUGACUGGAGCUUUGCUGAGGAUGGAACUAAAGAAAAGGUCAAACAGAGGAUACUUGCAAAGUUCUGCCAACCAGAGUCUCAGACUUUCCUCUCUUACCUUACAGGCAAAGAUGCUAAGAUGUGCGGGGCUUUAUCAGAUAAUAACUUUGAUGAGGAAAAGAUGGACCAAAUAAGAGAUGCCACAAGAAACUUCUUAAAGAGAAAACCUUUCUUGGAGUACCAGAAAAGCCCCUUCUUUUACAGAUUCCUGCAGUGGAAAGAGGUGGAAAAGCAAAGGAUCACUGACAAAUACUUCUAUGAGUUUAGGACCUUGGGAAGGGGUGGGUUUGGUGAGGUGUGUGCAGUGCAGGUGAAAUACACAGGCCACAUGUACGCCUGCAAGAAGCUGAGCAAGAGUCGUCUGAAGAAGAAAGGCGGCGAGAGGCUGGCCCUUCUGGAGAAGCAGAUCCUGGAAAAGGUCAACAGCCUCUUCAUUGUAAACCUGGCUUAUGCUUAUGAAAACAAAACCCACUUGUGCCUGGUCAUGGACUUGAUGUCGGGGGGAGACCUCAAGUUUCAUAUCUACGAAUUAGGGGAGAGGGGUAUCCGUAUGGAGCGAGUUGUUUAUUACACAGCCCAGAUAAUCACUGGCAUCCUCCACCUGCACUCUAUGGACAUCGUGUACCGUGAUAUGAAGCCAGAGAACGUGCUUUUGGAUAGUAAAGGCCAGUGUCGACUGUCAGACCUCGGAUUGGCUGUGGAGCUGCCAAAAGGAAAAAUGAUCUGCCAGAGGGCUGGCACGACCGGCUACAUGGCUCCUGAGGUUCUGAAGCAGGAGUAUUAUCGUACAUCUGUGGACUGGUGGGCUGUGGGCUGCAGUAUUUACGAGAUGGUGGCUGCUCGCUUGCCUUUUAAAGACUUCAGGGAAAAGGUGCAGAAUUCUGAGGUGACUCGACGUACGCUGGAGGAUGAGUGCAAGUUUGAAAACAAACUCUUUGAUGCUCCCACAAAGGAUAUUAUCAAGCAAUUUCUCAAGAAGAAGGUUAUACAUCGCCUUGGAAGCCGGAGUAAAAGUGAUGACCCACGAAACCAUGUGUUUUUCAAGAAUAUAAAUUAUUACCGUCUGGAGGCAGGGCUGGUGGAGCCUCCCUGGGUGCCAAACCCUAAUGUGGUCUAUGCCAAAGACAUUGAUGAGUUUCGGGACAACACUGAGGUCAUGGAUGUCAAACUUGAUGCCAAGGAUGAGAAAUUCUUCAAAGAGUUUAGUACAGGUGCAGUCUCAAUCCAAUGGCAGAAGGAAAUAAUUGGCAGCGGCGUGUUUGAUGAACUGAACAACUCUGAAAUGAACAAACUUCUCUCUGAGAGCGUGUGGAAAUCCAAGAUGUGCAUAAUUUUGUAA
Messenger RNA from Melanotaenia boesemani (Boeseman's rainbowfish), 1644 nucleotides. RefSeq names its product G protein-coupled receptor kinase 7b (gene grk7b). Gene Ontology annotation, cellular component: cytoplasm. The coding region runs from base 1 to 1644 and encodes 547 amino acids. Gene Ontology annotation, molecular function: ATP binding; rhodopsin kinase activity. The transcript has 4 exons. NCBI's taxonomy places the organism in Eukaryota, Metazoa, Chordata, Actinopteri, Atheriniformes, Melanotaeniidae. The record is from RefSeq and is a predicted model, not a curated record. Gene Ontology annotation, biological process: protein phosphorylation; regulation of signal transduction; signal transduction.